GAGGAGGCCGCAGCUCCCUAGGGGCUAAGAAGCUGGAGCCUUGGCGAAGGGGGAGGAGCUGAGCCACUUUCUCCAAGAUACCUACCCUCGUCCCCCCAGGAAGCAUGAACAGGAAAGACAGCAAGAGGAAGUCCCACCAGGAAUGCACUGGGAAGACAGUCGGGCGGGGCCGGCCCCGACAAGCACGCCGCCACAAGACAUGCCCCAGCCCCCGCGAAAUCAGCAAGGUCAUGGCCUCCAUGAAUCUGGGCUUGCUGAGUGAGGGUGGGUGCAGUGAGGAGGAGCUGCUGGAGAAAUGCAUCCAGUCCUUUGACUCAGCUGGCAACCUGCGCCAUGGCGACCACAUUGUUAACAUGGCACUGGCCAUGCACAGCUGGGUACUGCCUUCCACCGACUUUGCUGCCCGUCUGCUGACCUCGUACCAGAAGGCUUCAGGGGGUGCACAGGAGCUGAGGAGGCUGCAGAUCUGUCACCUGGUCAGGUAUUGGCUGACCCAACACCCGGAGGUGGUGCACCAGGAACCCCAGCUAGAAGAAGUCAUAGGUCGUUUCUGGGCCACUGUAGCCCAGGAAGGCAACUUGGCCCAGAGGAGCCUGGGAGAUUGCUCCAACCACCUGAGCCCUGGUGGCCCUGGGCCCCCGCCCCCUAUGAGCAGCCCAGGCCUGGGCAAAAAGCGCAAAGUAUCCUUGCUUUUCGACCACCUGGAGGCGAGGGAGCUGGCUCAACACCUUACUUACCUGGAGUUCCGGUCCUUCCAGGCUAUCACGCCGCAGGACCUGCGCAGCUACGUUUUACAGGGCUCAGUGCAGGGCUGCCCGGCGCUGGAGGCAUCCGUAGGGCUCAGCAACAGCGUGUCCCGCUGGGUGCAGGUCAUGGUGCUGAGCCGCGGCGGACCUGCACAGCGCGCGCAGGUGCUGGACAAGUUCAUUCAGGUAGCUCAGAAGCUCCACCAGCUGAAGAAUUUCAACACGUUGAUGGCAGUCACAGGUGGCCUGUGUCAUAGUGCUAUCUCCAGACUUAAGGACUCCCACGCCCACCUGAGCCUUGACAGCACCAAGGCUCUGCUAGAACUGACUGAGCUUCUCGCCUCCCACAACAACUACACCCGCUACCGCCGUGCUUGGGCUGGCUGCACGGGCUUCCGGCUGCCUGUGCUGGGUGUGCACCUCAAGGACCUGGUGUCCCUGCAUGAGGCACAGCCUGACAGGUUGCCUGAUGGCCGCCUGCACCUACCCAAGCUGAACAGCCUCUACCUGCGGCUGCAGGAGCUGGCAGCCCUCCAGGGGCAGCAUCCCCCCUGCAGUGCCAACGAGGACCUGCUGCAUCUGCUUACACUUUCCCUAGAUCUCUUCCACACAGAGGAUGAGAUCUACGAGCUUUCUUAUGCCCGGGAGCCCCGUUGUCCCAAGAGUCUGCCACCCUCGCCCUUCAAAGCACCUCUGGUGGUCGAGUGGGCCCCUGCUGUGACACCUAAGCCAGAUAGGGUCACCCUCGGUCGGCAUGUGGAGCAACUGGUGGAGUCUGUGUUCAAGAAUUACGACCCUGAAGGCCGAGGAACCAUCUCUCAGGAAGACUUCGAGCGGCUCUCAGGCAACUUCCCCUUUGCCUGCUAUGGCCUUCACCCACCUCCCCGCCAGGGGAGAGGCUCCUUCAGCAGAGAGGAGCUGACAGGGUACCUGCUCCGGGCCAGUGCUAUCUGCUCCAAGCUGGGCCUGGCCUUCCUGCACUCCUUCCAUGAGGUCACCCUUCGCAAGCCUACCUUCUGUGACAGCUGCAACGGCUUCCUCUGGGGUGUCACCAAGCAAGGCUACCGCUGUCGGGACUGUGGACUGUAUUGCCACAAACACUGCAGAGACCAAGUGAAGGUAGAGUGUAAGAGGACGUCAGGGGCCAAGAGUGACGUGGGCCCUCCAGGAGCCCUACCCACACCAGAUCCGCAUGUCAGCUGUGGCUCUGAGGAAAAUCUCUCCUACACGCUAUCCCUAGAACCUGAGACUGGGUGCCACCUUCGUCAUGCUUGGACCCAGACAGAAGCCCCACACCCUUCCUGGGAACCAGAGAUGGUCCCCUGCCCGGAGAAGGCACCACCAUCCACCUCGUCCUCCAAGCUGGAUUCUUAAACAUCAUCUCAGUCUCCUCUCUCUCUUACCCCAGUCAGUCCCAAGUCCUGCCCUCAGCCUACAGCAGGACCCCCAAAGGCACUGCUCAAUACCUGUUUUUGAGAACAUACCAUCAUCUCUUACCCUGAAAGUUAUUUUCUUCUCUUGCAUCACAGUGGGUACUAAUCAUAGUUCCCUUUUCCUACCCUUAGCAUCUGUGCAGCUCUGUUGGUUAUAUUUAACUCAGUGAUCAUCUCACCAACUCCCUAAACUUCUAUUUCAAUUAUAAGGAGACAGGCUUGGUGAGAUUAAGCUGUUGGCCCAAGGUGGCAGAGAUCCCCAGGGUUGGAGGCAGGACUCAGGCUUGGUGAGGUUAAACUGUUGGCCCAAGGUGGCAGAGAUCCCCAGGGUUGGAGGCAGGACUCAAACCUAGGUCAUCUGUCAGCCUCUAAAACUGAAGUUCCUGAUCAGUAUACUACACUGACCAUCAACCUGGGUCCAGAGCGGGCAAGGUAGAGUUCCACACUCUGGGCUUCUAGAGAGGGGAGACAAGGCUGGGAAGAGGAUGAAACAGGAGCCUAUGAACACCUAAGUUAAUCACAGCCCUCCUCUCCCUCAAUAUAAAAGCCAGAGUCCUCACUGUGGCCCCAAAGCUCCACAUGAUCCACUCCAAUCUCUCUGACAUCACCCCUCACCCCUCCCUUCCCAACCUGCCCUGCUUCAGCUACAAUGCCCUUGAUGGUUCUGGAACACACCUGAAAACACUCCUACCUCAGGGCCUUUGCACUGGCUGUUCCCUCUGCCUGGAACACUCUUCCAGAGGCCCAUCUGGUUCUCUCUUUGGGACUUUGCUCAUGUGGCCCCUUUUCAGUGAGGGUUCCCUGACCACACUCAAAGAUCCAGUCUCCCCUCAGUCCCAAUCCUGCCUCUCCCUGCUUUAUUCUUCUCCACAGAACUUACCCCGUCUGAAAAACUAGAUAUCUUACUCAGUCCCGUUUUUCAACUUCCUCUUUUCCUCAUCAGGAAUGUCAGCUCCAGGACAGCAGCUUUCUACCAGUGUCUCUCCCUGCUGUGUUCCUGGUGCCUAGAACAUGACCAGCAUGUG
Molecule: messenger RNA, 3204 nt
Organism: Nycticebus coucang (slow loris)
Lineage: Eukaryota; Metazoa; Chordata; Mammalia; Primates; Lorisidae
Gene: RASGRP4
Product: RAS guanyl releasing protein 4
Exons: 17
Coding region: 105-2120 (671 amino acids)
Biological process (GO): Ras protein signal transduction; positive regulation of GTPase activity
Cellular component (GO): plasma membrane
Molecular function (GO): calcium ion binding; guanyl-nucleotide exchange factor activity
Source: RefSeq, a predicted model, not a curated record